CUUUUCAUUAGCAGACAAAAACCAGUCAAGUAGAAAAGUAGGACAGUGUGUGCACAUGGCGGCAAUAACCUCUGUCACUCACUCCCUCACAUAAACAGUUGUAUUUAUUUGUUUGGUCUCUCAAACCACGUUGUCCUUCUUGGAUUCUCUCAGCUACUCCCUCAAAUUUCUCACUGUGACUCAGUUUCCAUCUCUUCAACUUCACUAGUUCAGUGAUCUCUUCUUCACAAUUGCGUUCUCUGAAUUCAAAUCCAAUGGGUGGAGAAAACGCAUUGAAAUCCAGAGAGGUAUCAGCGAUGAUAAAACAAGGUUUCAUAGCAGAUUCAACCUUCUCUUACUCACCUUCUAGAACCUUCUCUUCUCCUCCUCCUUCCUCAACUCGCCCGAGUCAGACUCAGUCUCAGACCCAAACCCCAUCUCUGUCUCAGGCUCAGACCCUUUUUGACAUGAUGUCGGAGGAGCAAACCCGCGACUCCAAAUUCUCCUCCGACGACCGGCGCCGGAAAAUGCAAGAUCGGGUGUGGAAGCUUCUGGAGGAUGCGCCGUUUGGCGGCGGCGGUGGUGACGUGAUGCUUACGGUGGUUUCCAAGGACGGGUUCAGGGUCUCGAUGGAGGUGUACAAGAGUGUGCUCGCUAGCAAGAGCCGCUUCUUCGCCGAGAAGCUUCGCUGCGGCACCGGUCUGUCGCACUCGGUGGAGAUCAGUGACUGUGACGAUGUGGAAGUGUACGUGGAAGCUGUCGUUUUGAUGCACUGUGAGGAUCUCAAGAAGAGGUUGAGGAUGAUGGGUGAAGGGGUUUCUAAAGUUUUGAGCUUGCUCAAGGUUUCAGCUGCUAUCAUGUUUGAUCUUGGGGUUGUGUCAUGCCUAGAAUAUUUGGAAACUCUUCCUUGGACUGAGGAUGAACAGGAGGAAGUUAUAUCUCAGCUAGGUCACUUGCAGCUAGAUGACUCUGCAUCUGAAGUUCUUCUUAGAGUUUCAUCCGAUCCAUCUAUGUCUUCUAGAGCUGAUGACAUCUUCAUGAGCUUGCUGAGUGGUGUUCUAGAAGCAAAAGAUGACAAAGCUCGUAGGGAAAUGAAAGCUCUGCUAUCUAAAUUGCUUAAAGAGAAUGCAUCUGAUGAUAAUAGCUGCAGACUUGAUGUUUCCAAGGACACACUUUAUCAUCUUUGCCACAGGUGCAUCAAGUCUCUUAUCCGGUGCCUGUCCGAAGCAAUCGGCCAGGAUGAUAGGCCGGAUCGAGGGGUUUUGAUGAGUGAAAUAACUCGGGAAGCUGACAAUAUUCAGUGGAUUGUUGACAUUUUGAUAAGCAGAAAGAUAGGUGAUGAAUUUGUGAAAAUAUGGGCAGAGCAGAAAGAACUUGCUGCACUUCAUUCCAAAGUUCCGAUAAUUUAUCGCCAUGAGAUCAGUAGAAUCACAGCACAACUAUGCAUCGGCAUAGGAAGGGGACACAUACUGGUGCCGAAAGAAAUUCGAUUUUCAUUGUUGUCAACAUGGCUUGAUGCUCUAUAUGAAGAUUUUGGAUGGAUGAGGAGAGCUUCUAGAUCUGUUGACAAGAAAAUGGUUGAGGAUGGACUGAGUCAAACUAUACUGACUCUGCCUUUACUCCAACAGCAAGCUGUGUUGCUCAAUUGGUUUGAUAGAUUUCUUAAUAAAGGAGAUGAUUGUCCGAAUAUUCGGAAGGCAUUUGAAAUUUGGUGGAGAAGAGCCUUCAUCAGACAGUACUCAGCUGAGCCUGAUAAUUCCCAGUUACAAAUAACUCUAUUUGAUUACCCUCAAUGAAAAGUUCCAAGGGACCUUUAAAGAAAAGAAAGGUAAAUAUUUUCACAUUUGUAAAUAAGAAAUGACAAUUUGCAUUCCCUUCUUCUGCUUUUGCCUGCCAUAUUCAAAUCAGAUUUUUCAUUUU
Molecule: messenger RNA, 1899 nt
Organism: Lotus japonicus
Lineage: Eukaryota; Viridiplantae; Streptophyta; Magnoliopsida; Fabales; Fabaceae
Product: BTB/POZ domain-containing protein At5g60050
Exons: 2
Coding region: 255-1775 (506 amino acids)
Source: RefSeq, a predicted model, not a curated record